This is a messenger RNA of Aspergillus tanneri, 741 nucleotides long. RefSeq names its product DUF5315 domain-containing protein. Lineage: Eukaryota; Fungi; Ascomycota; Eurotiomycetes; Eurotiales; Aspergillaceae. Bases 1 to 741 code for a protein of 246 amino acids. The transcript has a single exon. The record is from RefSeq and is a predicted model, not a curated record.
AUGGAUGCCGCCCCUCGUAUGGAACAUCUGAGGAGGGUUAGUACCCAGCGUCUCCCUCCUCCGGCUCUCUUCCAAGGCCCCUCUUUUCACGAUGCUUCCCCCCUCUCCUCUCCUGGAACAAGCCAGCGGCCUCCCCUGCAGCGUCAUCGCUCGUCGCGCCAGUCUGGGGUCCUGGAGACCCCCGGGUCCACGUCACCAUUCCUAUCUCGUAAGCAGUCUGCAGGCGAAGCCGACCGAUCAGACGCCAUUUGGCAGGAAAUGCAAAAUGCCUUAUCGGAAGUCGAGCUGAGUGCCGUUACGAGCGAACACGUUUUCGGCGAGAAACAUUCUAAGGCGCUGGAGGAUCUCCGCACCAAGCAGCUGAAGCUUGCGCAGGCAUGGGCGCGCAGUGAAGCGGAUGACGACGGAUCAGAUGGCAAAGGGACUCUGGGGAAACCCUCGUCGGUGCGAAAGGGCUCCCGCAAUACCGUCACGACCUCGGGUGAUCCGGCCCCUGCGGACGAUUCGUCCCCUAGGAACUUGGACGAGGAAACCGAAAAAGAUCUUGCCUUGGCGCGUGAGAGGCGAGAGGCGAAUGAUCGUUAUUUUGAUCGAGUCAAUGGCGGCGUGUUGGAUGUGGUGGCUAAACUCGAGGAAGUGGCUGAGGCUAUGGAGGUGGUCGAGAGGGAGAGCAGAGAUAUAUGGAGCGACACGGAUGCAAACAGCGUAGCUGAAUCGACACAGCCAACCCACACCGGAUGA